This is a messenger RNA of Fusarium verticillioides 7600, 2864 nucleotides long. RefSeq names its product nuclear protein localization protein 4. Gene Ontology annotation, biological process: ubiquitin-dependent protein catabolic process. Gene Ontology annotation, molecular function: ubiquitin binding; ubiquitin protein ligase binding. Bases 829 to 2325 code for a protein of 498 amino acids. Lineage: Eukaryota; Fungi; Ascomycota; Sordariomycetes; Hypocreales; Nectriaceae. Gene Ontology annotation, cellular component: nucleus. The transcript is spliced from 3 exons. The record is from RefSeq and is a predicted model, not a curated record.
CGCAGGCACCGCCAGAUGACGCUGUGCUCGAGUUAGCAGAGGUACAUUGCUUUCCCGUGAGCCGCCUUAGGUAAGAGACGUACCGAGUCUAGAGCUACCUUACCUACCGCCGCUCAACUUCACUUUCUUCAUGCCAUUGAUUCAUUGCGUUUCAGCUCCAACUUCCAGGCUCUUCUUUUUCAUUCCCACCCAUCUCCCAGCUGUUCUCUUCUUAUAGGACCCCCCCUUCUCUACUAACCCGAGAAUACUCAACCUCCAAAGGCACCAAAAGAGAGCACUAAACACCCCACCAUAGUCCAUCAUAGCGACAGCUCUUUAGAUAUCUUGCACCAUGUUGCUGCGACUCCGCGGCCCCGACGGCAUGGCCCGUCUGAAUGUCGAACCCACAACUACCUUUGGAGACCUGGGAAAGCUGCUGCUCGAUCAACUACCCAAGACCGUUGAUCCCAAAUCCAUAGCUCUAUCGAACGCACCCAACGGAGGAGACUCGAAGCGCCUAGGGGACAUCAUCAACUUCAAAGUUGGUCAGAUUGGCCUCAAGUUGGUCGCCCUCAUGGCCUCUCACGGAUCAGCAAAGCUAACCCCAUACAUAGGCACGGCGAUCUCAUCUUUCUCACCUACCAACAUGCCGACGCUGCCAACGGCGACGCACCCGAAAUCUCUAACACAUCUGCCAGGCUUAACGGAAAACCCGUCCUACCGACCGAAGACCUUCCCAUCAACCCCAAACCCGAAAGGAUCGCCAGGCCGUGGGAAGUAAUCCGCCAAUCCGCCUUGGACGACCGGUUAGACCGACUGGAUGGCAAGAUCCCUCGAGGCAUAGAUCGCAUGUGUCGCCAUGGUCCCAAGGGCAUGUGUGACUACUGCCAACCCCUCGAUCCUUUCAACCCUGGAUACCUUGCGGAGAAGAAGAUCAAGUACCUGUCCUUCCACUCAUACCUACGAAAGAUCAAUGCUGCGACCAACAAACCCGAGCUAGGCGCUUCAUACAUUCCUCCCCUGGUUGAGCCCUACUAUCGAGUCAGGCAUGAGUGCCCUUCUGGCCAUCCCCCUUGGCCUGAGGGUAUCUGUACCAAGUGCCAGCCCAGUGCCAUUACUCUCCAGCCUCAACAGUUCCGAAUGGUCGAUCAUGUCGAGUUCUCUUCGCCUGCCAUCAUCGACACCUUUAUUGACACCUGGCGAAAGACCGGGUCACAACGUCUAGGUUAUCUCUACGGAAAAUACACCGAGUACACUGAAGUCCCGCUUGGUGUCAAGGCUGUCGUGGAAGCCAUCUAUGAGCCUCCUCAGGUUGAUGAGCUCGAUGGUAUCACAAUGAACGCCUGGGAGUCGCAAAAGGAGGUCGACAGGGUCGCCAAGCAGUGCGGCCUGGAGCCCGUGGGAGUGAUCUGGACUGACCUGCUGGAUGCUGGCAACGGCGAUGGCACAGUGGUUUGCAAACGUCACGCCGACUCCUACUUCUUGUCCUCCCUCGAGAUUUGCUUCUCUUCGAGGUUGCAAGCUCAGUACCCCAAACCCUCCAAGUGGAGUGACACAGGCAUCUUUGGUUCGAAUUUUGUCACAUGUAUCAUCACCGGUAACGAGCAGGGCGAGAUUUCUAUCUCCUCCUACCAGAUGUCCAACGAGUCUGUGGAAAUGGUUCGUGCUGACAUUGUUGAGCCGUCAGCUGACCCUAACGUCAUGCUUGUACGCGAUGAGGAGGAAGACGACGGGUCUGUCAGUCGCACAAGAUACAUUCCCGAAGUUUUCUACCGCAGGGUCAACGAAUACGGCGCCAACGUCCAGGAGAAUGCCAAACCAUCGUUUCCCGUCGAGUAUCUGUUUGUCACACUGACCCACGGUUUCCCCGCGGACCCUAAGCCUAUGUUCACUCAGCAAGGCUUCCCUAUCGAGAAUAGAGAAUACGUCGGAGAGAGUCAAGAGCAUUCCGCUCUGUCCAAGUUUGUCAAGUCAUCACCUGGCCAGAAGCCCACGGGCCAGGAGGUCUCCAACUUUCACCUUCUCUGCUUUAUUCACCAGAUGGGCGUCCUCUCCAAGGACGAAGAAGCCCUGCUCUGCCGUGUAGCGAGCCAGCACGAUCUUGCCGAUACAUUCCAGCUCCGUUCUACCGAGGGUUGGCAGACCCUCCAGGCCAUCCUUCAAUCGACUGGUGAGAGAAUCCCCAAGCGUCAGCGGGAGGAGGACGGUGCCCCCUCGCCCUCUUCCUCCUCAUCCUCUUCUUUUCAAAAUUCCAUUCGCGACUCGGGAGAACCCCUUGCUAAGCGAUUUGCUGCCUUCAGGCUGAACGAGCGCUGGACCAAGUCCGCCAAUCCACCGCCGCCCUAGUCAAGAAAGAGGUAUUGGGUACAACGGAAGAAUAGUAGGAGGGGGGGUCAGAUAGAGGUUUAGAUGAGACGAGACAUGGAACCCAAAAAGUGGUGAGGCUGGAUUCGGUUUUCUUGCUAGAUAUUUUCUGAACUUCCUUCAUGUGGAAGAUGAUGUUGCAUGUAUAGCUGGGGCGGCGUUAAGGACAGGUAUCGGAGCAUAUAGACAAUGCUUUCAUUGGGGCGGCUUCCUUAACUUAUAUCAAAAGAAUUGCGCAUGCUUACAUGUGCUUUGACGUGAUAUUACUAGAUGGUGUCCUUUAUGUUAGCGCUUCAAGAGUAUAAAGAGCGAGGUUGUGAUCACAGCCAGGCUAAGAGUUUGGGUGAACUUUUUGGGGUAGAUCGAUCAUUCCUAAUCAUCAUGUCCAACGCAAUUUGUCAAAUCAUGAUCAUGGUGUUAAAUCGAUUCCAGCCAAGGGGAUCGUAACUCGAGAAAAUGGUUAUCAUGGUCUAAAACUUCACAAAUAUCUCAGUCAGAAGAGACAUGUUUAAUUUAUGAUG